Molecule: messenger RNA, 3211 nt
Organism: Gambusia affinis (western mosquitofish)
Lineage: Eukaryota; Metazoa; Chordata; Actinopteri; Cyprinodontiformes; Poeciliidae
Product: high mobility group AT-hook 2b
Exons: 6
Coding region: 380-724 (114 amino acids)
Biological process (GO): regulation of DNA-templated transcription
Cellular component (GO): nucleus; chromatin
Molecular function (GO): DNA binding; transcription coregulator activity
Source: RefSeq, a predicted model, not a curated record
UUAAUAGAGAAAGUAUGCAAUGCAUACUGCUCUGGUGCAACCCCCCACUAUACUGCAUCUGGGGUAUUCGUGACUGGACGUCUGGGGGAUCACACACAUUUCCGAUUAGGAAGGAGAGAGAGAGCAAGAGAGAGAGAGAGAGAGAGAGAGAGAGAGGGAGAGAGAAGCAGAGAGAGAGAGGGAGAGAGGGUAAGAUUACCAUUUCAAUCCAGCCAAUGAGACAGGCGAUACAUUAAGAUUUUCAUAGUUGUGCAGGAGCACAAAGUGAGCGGAGUGUGUGUGAACUUCCAGGUAAAGCUGCAAACCGACCUAAGCCCCAGAGGCCACUGCUCCAGGCUUUGAUGCCAACACCCUCUAAAGCAGGUGGACAGACGCAGGAAUGAGCGACCGUGGGACCAAAGAGCCAUCUCCUCAGUCGAGCACAGCCCAGUCGCCUGAGGAGCCCCAGCGCAGGGGUCGGGGUCGACCUCGGAAACAGCAGCAGGAGCCCGUUGGACCACCGACCCCAAAGAGGCCGAGAGGACGACCAAAAGGCAGCAAGAGCAAAGGCCCCAGAACUGCACUGAAGAAAGUAGAGCCUGUUGGGCAGAGGCGACCACGAGGGCGACCGAGAAAAUGGCCCCGGAAAGUUGUUCCAGAAGUGACUGAAGAGCAGCAGGGCCCUUCGGAGGAGGCCGAGGAGGGCCACUCAUCUCAGGUGCCUGCUCAGGAGGAAUCGGAGUAGAUGGGAUCCCUCUCUACCUACCUCAGUGUUUGGCCUCAAGCAAACAGGGGUACAAUCUGACUCCCUAUCUGUGAUGGGAAAUCAGGAACACACACACUUACACACACUCACACCCAAAAAAGAAAAUCCUCACAGACAGCAGUUUCCUCUCUUGAUCUAAACAGCACCAUGGAUUUGUUGUUGCUUUGGGUAUCUGAUAAUUUGAGCCUUUGUAAAGGCAUGGUUCCAGCUUUUGGGAAAAGUAUUUGUAGAGUUGCUGAAUAUUAAGGAACUUUGUAUUUUAUAUAUAGACAGGAGCCAAAAAGUAAAAUAAAAAUGUACGCUUCCUGUCUUGUGACAGCAUGAAUGUGCCUUUUAAAAUACAGCAAAGUGAAAUAGCACAGGUUCUCAAACAUACAGCACCCUCCAUAGUUAUUAGUAAAAGAAAUUCAACAGAAUAACAUUAAAGUAAAAAACAACAAUAACCCUUUCAACCCUCCUCACUGUGUGGUGACAAGAUACAUUUGGCUUAGAGUCCAGUUUUAUUUGUCACAACUCCAGUGCUUUAAAAUAUUAAAAUUUCAUUUUGGAACUAAGUAUUUCAGCUAUUUUCUUGCUUCUACGUCCAUUUACAAUUAUCAACAUACCUUAAUUGAUUGACAUGUUCUCUUCUUUUUCUGUUUUGAAUGGAUGGCUAAAAGAAAUGGGCCUCUUUAAUGAAGUACUAUAAGUUAGUAAUUAACAUUACUUAAAAAGUAAAUCAUUCAAUAAAAUUAUAUUACAAAAUAUCCAGAGGGUUAUUUUGUUAAAAACAAUUAUUUUCUACCAUAAGAGGUAUUUUUUUCCAGACUAAAUAAAUAUAGUCAAAUUAAAAGUUGUAUUUUUCUAAAUUGUUUGAUAUUAUGAGAUUAUGCUUCUGCAAUAAAAGAUAGUUUAAUUAUUUAUAAAGAUGGAGGACAGUGUGUAUAUAACUAGAGAUGCACUAAUUAAUCAAUCAGCGAUCAAUCUCAGCCAAUUUUCCUAUAAUCGGCUCUGAUCAGAUCAGAAGGCCUCAUGAGAUUUAUUUUAUUUACUAUUCAGUCCUUUAGGUUUGACGCUUAAUGCUUUAAUGGAUGAUUCCCUCAGUCAUUGUUGGAUUGUUUAAAAAAGCUACUACAUAUUUCUAUUUCUUGAUUUAUUAUAUUCUUUAGUUAAAAAAAAAUGCAAUCAGUCAAAAAUCAAAGCAAACCGAAUUAAUCGGUAUCAGGAAAAGCCAGAUGUGUGGAUCUCUGAAUAUGAGUUCUAUGUCAAAUUUCUAAUAAAUGUUUAAGUUCCUCCUGUGCCUUCUAGCUCUAUAUCAAGCUAUCAGCUCAAAGGUAUGGAAUAAUUAGUGGUUUAAUACCCCACUAACUAAAUGCACCCAAUUUAACCUUUAUGUCUUACAUGUAAAAGAUAAUUAAAAAAAAAAAUGUAAUCAUCUGGAUUGCAAAUUUUUAAACGCAUCUAAUGUAAUCUUUUCUCUUGCAUUUUUUAAGACCCAAAAGAAUGCUUCUCCCUUAAAGUGGAACUAUUCCUUUAUUUUGCCAGCUGUCCUGAGCGUCUCAGUGAGAUUUUUUGCACGUGUGGGAACGCAUGUCUGUAUGUUUUGUGCUUGUAUGGAGAGAGAGACGCAGAGAAAGACAAAAAGAAAGAGGCAGAAUUUUUAAAAAAAGGACAAAAGGAACCAAACUGAACCGGGUUUCAGCACAUUUCCUGUCAGCUGUUUUAAACUUGAUGUUUUUAAACCAAUGUGACAACAUAAUCAUGGCAAGCUGAAUUCAUUUUUGUGAAAGCUGGUGUGAUUUCAAAUUGAAAUAUCCAUUUUCAGAGGUCAUUUCUUAACCUCAGCUGAGUAAAUCCUUCCAAGCAGAAAGUGACUGAUUUAAAUCCAAAGGUUGAAAUGGAUAUUUCAUUUUGGAACAAAAAAGAAAUAACUAAAACAAAACCUUCAAAAAUACUUGAGUCAACCGCAGUGUUGAGGCGUCAUUUUUACCACUCUCAGGAUUUCACUUUUUUAACAGUGCUCUUAUGUCAUUUAUGAAAACCUCAGGUACAUAUCUAUUCAGGAACAUGAUAUCUACUCAGUAAUAAUUGUGGUGCUGUGUUUGUUGUGCGAUUCUGAUCUGUAUUUGACAUUACCAGUAUGCCUUGACUCAAAGACCUCAUGUAAAAACCUCAGUCAGCCUCAGCUUCUUGAUCUCUCAUUCUACCUCAGCGACACAAAAACACAGAAGAUCCUCCUGCAAAGUUAUCCUUCACUCCCUCAGAAGUGAUACUGUAUACGCAAAAACACACACACACACACACACAACCACAGGCAGGUGCACCAAUGCAAAUAAACAAGUUUCAGGGCUAAAUGUCAACAAACCAACAAAUACACACAAGUAACAAAAGGAUGUCACACUCCAGCGGAGGUGUACAGAUAAAGUAUCAAUAUCAUUUCAUAAAAAUAACUGUAUCUGAUUAAAAAAAAAAAAAAGAAAAGAAAAA